Messenger RNA from Salvia miltiorrhiza (redroot sage), 730 nucleotides. RefSeq names its product phenolic glucoside malonyltransferase 1-like. The record is from RefSeq and is a predicted model, not a curated record. Lineage: Eukaryota; Viridiplantae; Streptophyta; Magnoliopsida; Lamiales; Lamiaceae. Bases 193 to 588 code for a protein of 131 amino acids. The transcript is spliced from 2 exons.
GAUCAUUUAUAUUCGUUGACUUUGGAGAGCUCAAAUAUCACUCCGAUCUACGUUAGUUACGUGCAGGCGCUCAAGAAGUUGGUGCUGAUCAAUCGGCCGAGGUUGGGGAAUAUCUCUUCCUUCGCGGUGGUUUCCGGUCAAGUGUGGAGCUGCUUAGCGAAGGCGGCGGGGGAGGAGGUGGCGGAUGAGGAGAUGGAGUCCGCCGCUGCCCGACAGCUACUUCGGCAACUGCUUGGUGCUCGUGGUGGCGGAACUGAGCAGAGGGAGGUUGAUGCGGCAGAGGCGACAGCGGACGCCGUUGGCAGGAUCAACGGCGAUGGUGGUGUGGGGAUUUUGGAUGGUUUUGAGAAACGGUUGAAAGAGAAGAUGAAAUUGGUUGGCAAAGUGAGUGGAUCGCCGAGAUUUGAUGUGUAUGGAGCGGAUUUUGGAUGGGGGGAGAUGGAGAUGUUUGAAGCUCUUCAUAUAGAUUGUGAUGAAUCAGUUUCGCUGGAGGAGUUGCGAUCGGCUUGUCAAUGGCAUGGAUGCUUUUCACACGCCUUUCACCAGGGACUCAUACAAUUACCGUUACACAUACACAUGUGUGUUUAAUUAAUAAUUCUCAUUUAUUUGCUCAACUUUUGCUGUCUCAACCGCACAAUAAUUCAACAUAUUUGCUUUCAGGUCUAGCCAAGCAAAUCAGAUCCGUAAAACUCUUUCUAUUGCAUGCCAGAGUUUGUUAAUUCAAGUUUCA